UAUAAAAGUUAUCAGUGCAUAAAGUGUGAACACUUUGUUAGCUUGUUAUAAGUAGCUUUGUUAAGUGUUAUAGUGGUGUAAGUGUUGUAGUAGAGAGUGUUAGUGAUGGUUGUAGUGUAGUAUAGUGAAGCUUCACUACACUACACUAAUAUGUACAAAGGUCUGUGAAACGGAACAAAAUAUGAAAGAAAUGUUUUGAGCGAUGAAGUGUGUAGUGAAGUGUUGUAAAGUGUUUCUCUCCCUCUAACACUGUUGCUUCUCACUCCCCUACAUCAUGACUUAAAAUAUAAGACCUGCAAGAAAGUUUUGAUGUGAGAAUAAAUGUUAAUAUGGCGAUGUUGAGGGUAAGAGAGGCUAAGAAUGUGAAGGAAGAAGAUGAGAAGUGCAUUAGUACCUUGUGAAUACCAUGAUAAUGUUUGACAUGUGGUAAGCUGUCAAGUGUACCAUGAAGAACAAGACGGAGGUGUCAAGCACAGAUGUGUGUGUCAGGAUGAGCAAGACUGGGGGGCUGGAGGGGGGAGGGUUGGGGAUGCUAGAGAAGCGGCCACCUUCCCCCCACUCUCCCCCUCCCCCUCCCUCCCCUCCAACAAGCACUCACACUCCUCCCUCACAGACAAAAAUUAAGUGUGAGAGUCCAGUGCCACCUUUGAGUGCCCAGGUUACAUCUCCUCGACCCCCACCAUCACCUCCCAACACUGGCCCAGGAGCUGAGAUCAAGGGCAAGCCUGGGACUCCCAUCCCCAGUGGUAGUGCCAGAGGUACCUUGCCCCGUCCUGGUAGUGCUGCUGGGGACGAGGUCAAGGUCAGUGCCGGCACUACUGCCACAGCCACUGCUGGGGGAAGAUUGACGUUUUUUAAAGAGGGCAAAUUUCUGCUGGAGUUAUCACAUCGAACAGAUAUGGGUGCCCCUGCCGGUUGGGUGCCAGUAAAGAGCAAGACUUACUGGCCACCACCUUCAUCUGCCACCACCACUACCACACAACACCCACUGCGUCAUGAUACUCCUACUUCACAGUCUGUUUCAGAUGACUGCUCAUCAUUAAAUUCUUCUCCAUGGACCGGUGAGCAUUUGAGGAAGCAGUUGACACCUCGGCGUAGCAAAGCCUUUGUGUUACAGCAAGUUUCUUUCCACUGGCAUGCAUUGCCUUUUACACGUAAUAUAAGGAAAAAAAUAAGAUAUAGACGAAACCCUUUUGUAUAUAUCAAUGGCCCAGUUGGUUGCUGGGACCCUACUGAGGAGACAUUUGUUUCACGUAGAACAGUUAAAUCAGAAUGUAAUGAAAGUGCACUUAACGAAAAGAAAUAUAAAUUAGAGGCACAAAUUGUGUUAUUGGGAUCAAAACUUGGUUAUAAGGUAGAUACUGUUACUUCAAUUCAAGCACUCUUUGAAAAGCCAGUAGUAAAUGCUGAAGUUGUUGAUCCCACUUUUGUGUCGCCUAGGAAAAGGUAUCUACGGCAGAUGGAAACAGACCAAGAAUCUAUACAUCGUAAAAAGCUGCAUUCUGGAGCAAACAGUGUCUCUCACAUCCCUGGGGAGAACUCUUCAUCCUCUUCUACAACUCAUUCUCAGCCCAAUAGAAGUGCCAUUAAUUCAUUGACACCAUCAGUAUAUAGCAUUGAAUCCAUUUUAAACAAUGAAACUGCCAACAGGAAGAAUGAUUCCUUCCUUAGAACUUUAUUAAAACCAGAACCGAAACCCAGUGGUACUCAGUCUAAAUCUAGUGUUUUAAGAGACCGUAUUAGCAGUGAUGCGCUAGGAAGUACAGUUAAGAUAGAGAGACAAGAACGGACAGACAGAGUGGCUUCUGACAGACUGGAACAACUAAGUGCAAGUCAGAUUGAAAGGACGGACCCACUUGUUGAUCUAAGCAGACACACUACAGAGAGAUAUGACCUAUCACGUUAUGGACCCAUGGCAAGUUUGUAUGGCCUUAAUCCAUACUUGGACCCUCGGUACAUGAUGCUACAAUCUCUACAAUCUCUGACUCCUGGAUUAGUUCCUUCAGUGUCUUCCCAGCAUACAGAGAUGGCACAAGCUGUUGCUGCAGCAACUGCUGCAGCUGCAGCUGCUGCAGCAGCAGGACUUAGUACAUACCAAUUAGGACAUUUGCAUCCAUCUCUGACUGGGUCCCAGUAUCAACACCUACUGUCUGGGAAUUUAUCUAGUGGGUAUACACCGCCUACUUCAAUAGCAGCCCAACUGUUGCGGCCUCAGUGUCAGUCAUCACGAUCCUCGCCUCAUGCCAUGUCCCAUAGCCCGAGUCCUAAGCCACAGGUUCCCAGCACACCGGCAUCCCCUCACUUGAGCAGAGGGGCCAGCCCUCGUGGCACUUCCUCACCGUGGCAGCAUCCACCAGCUGUGCACCCACUCUCACCACAUAGGUCAUCAUCUUCACCACUACCAUCUCCACCUCCUCAAGAUGCACCGCUGAACUUAUCUAAACCACGGAAUCACACUGCAAAGUAAGAACCAAGAGGGUCAUCAUCUGAUGAAAUUUUUUGUGUGUGAGAGAUUGUAAUAUAUACCUAGUGGACGUAAAGGCAAACAUUUGUGAGUUAUGCACAAGAAUUCCCUGAUUGAUAGGAAGGAUUAUAGUGAAUUAAUGCAGGUAGUCAUGCACUCUAAUAAGUCAAAAUGAAUAUUUAAAUUAUCCUACCUAGCUCUUAUGUGCUUUAAUGUUGUAGGAUAUUCUAAGUAUGUGAACUUGCCCUUAAGAUUCACAACCAAAUGCCAAUUUAAUGCUUAAUAGAUAUUUUUGGAAAUGGAUGAUUCCCAUUUUCUCUUCUCUUAGUACAAUUUUAUGUAUAAAAAGAUAUAACAGAAUUACCACUGUGUAUAUAUGUGCCUCUUGUAGAUGUAAAUUGUAGAUUUGUAGGUUUAGAUAUUUCUCUACAAGGAAACAUGAUUUAUGGAUUAAUGAAAAAUAAUUCUAUAGAAAGUGAAAUUGCUAGAUUCAGUAUUACUUGUGGUGUGCAGGUGAGAAGUUUUAAAACUUUUGGAGCUAGACUUGUCAUUUAAUUUUUAAGGAAACAAAAAUGUGUCUUAUGAAUAAGCAUGAAUAUCAAGCUACAUCAGAUUGAGAGUGAUUCAUUCAUUAGCAGCGAGAGGGUACCAACAUACUGCAGUCCUCCUUCCAACCACCUUUCUUUACAUCUGUCCAGUAACAGCAUAUAUUGUUUCUGUAUUUCUCAAAUUGUAAACUUAUAAGAGAGUUACUAUAUUCCUGGCUAUUUGAAGGAGUGUAAGCUAAUAAGGAGUAAAUUAUAUUAUCUGUAUAUAUAUUUAAUGUAUUAACUACUCAAGGGUCUUGCUCUUUUUUAUUUUUUCCUUAAGGAAUUAAUAUGGCUUGAUUCAAUGCCUUUAAUAUCUUCUGUCCAUCUUAAAUUAACUUAAUGUUGCUCAUUUUGAGAAAUGCCAAGUAAAUAUAGACAAGGUUCAGAUAUAUUAACUAGUAUGGAAAUUAAGCAACUCUACUUUUUUAUAUAGCAAUUCAACAUGUAUUUUCUGUGCUUCUUGAUGAAACAUUUAUGUUCGUGAGCAUUAGGUGUCCACUUGUGGGCAAAUUGUUUUGUUUUCAUGAUUAUUUUUCAUUGUGGAUAUGCCUACUAAUUGAAAAAUUAGCUUUUAGAAAGGGGGAAGAGAUAGAGGUAGGUAUGUGUGUGUGUGUGUGUGUGCACGUAUGCAUCUUUAUUUUUUCACCUACAUUUGGUUGCAUGGGUUGAGUCGUGGCUCCUGGCCUCCCUCUUCGCUGGUUGCUACUAGGUUCACUCCUGGAUUCAAGAGCCUUAUCAUACCUCUCCUUAUAGCUAUAUGUGGAUCCUCCCUCUACCACUUCACUCUCCAGUUCAUUCCACUUCCUGACUAAGGCUGACGAAAUGCUUCCAAUCGUCCCUAUGACUCGUCUGAGUUUUCAAUUUCCAGCUCUGCCCUCAUGUUCCUGUUUCCCAUCUCUCAACCUAUCCCUAGUCACCCUGUCAAUUCCUCUCAGUAUUUUGUAUGUUAUAUCCUUCCUAGUUCUUCUAUCCUCCAGUGUCAUCAUUUUAUACCAACCUUAACUUCUCCUUCUACACAUACUCCUUAGUUCUGGGACUAGUUGCAAACCUUUGCACU
Molecule: messenger RNA, 4111 nt
Organism: Cherax quadricarinatus
Lineage: Eukaryota; Metazoa; Arthropoda; Malacostraca; Decapoda; Parastacidae
Source: RefSeq, a predicted model, not a curated record